Habropoda laboriosa is the source of this 1972-nucleotide messenger RNA. RefSeq names its product insulin-degrading enzyme-like. The record is from RefSeq and is a predicted model, not a curated record. Gene Ontology annotation, cellular component: cytosol; mitochondrion. The coding region runs from base 32 to 1972 and encodes 646 amino acids. The transcript is spliced from 9 exons. Lineage: Eukaryota; Metazoa; Arthropoda; Insecta; Hymenoptera; Apidae. Gene Ontology annotation, molecular function: metalloendopeptidase activity; metal ion binding. Gene Ontology annotation, biological process: peptide catabolic process.
UUGAUGUGUACUAUUUAUAUUAGUGUUUAUAAUGGCAUCAUUACAUCAAAAUGAUAAAAUUCUAUGCACAGAUAUUACUACUGCCAAAUGUAAAUCAUCUGAUAUAAAAGUAGCCAUUCCUACCAUGUCUCUACAGAAUCAUAUUGAGAAACGAUACAAUGACAUUAUUAAGUCACCGAAUGAUAAAAGAGAAUAUAGAGGUCUAUUGCUUACCAAUAAGAUGAAAAUUUUACUUAUUAGUGAUCCUACAACUGACAAAGAUGCUGUAGCAUUGAAUGUGAACAUUGGAUAUUUAAGUGAUCCACCUGAUUUACCAGGUUUAGCACAUUUUUGUGAACACAUGCUAUUCUUAGGCACAGAAAAAUAUCCAGAACAAAAUGAUUAUAGUAAAUAUGUAACACAAAAUGGUGGUAGAUAUAAUGGAACAACCAAUAUGGAUCACACUCUUUAUUAUUUUGAUGUUCGUUCAGAAAAAUUGAAAGGUGCAUUAGAUCGUUUUGCACAGUUUUUUAUUGCACCACUCUUUACAGAAACUUUAACUGAAUUAGAGCUGAAUGCUAUUCAUUCAGAAUAUGAAAAAAAUGUAAAUAAUGAUAUAUGUCGUAUUGAUCAAUUGGAAAAGUCAUCUGCUGAUCCAAACCAUCCUUUUUCAAAAUUUACUAGUGGAAGUAAAGAAACAUUAGAUAUAAUUCCAAAACAAAAUAACAUAAAUGUAAGGGAAAGGUUACUUCAAUUUCAUAAGGAUUUUUAUUCUUCCAACAUCAUGUCAUUAUGUGUACUUGGUAAAGGAAUUGGUGGCUAUGAUGAUAAACAACAUGUGUUAUUAGAAAAAAUCAUAGAAAAAAUGAUUAAUUUUAAAAUUGAUCCAAAAAGGUUCGAAAUUUUAAAAGAAAGUUACAUUAGAAAUCUAGAAAAUUCUCAAGCAGAACAACCAUAUCAACAUGCAGUUUAUUAUCUUGUUGUCUUAUUAGCAGAGCAAGUUUGGAUGAAGGAUGAAUUAUUAGAAGCCACCAAGCAAUUAACUGUUGAAAGAGUUGAACAGUUCAUCCCACAGUUUUUAAAUAAAAUACAUAUGGAAUGUUUAAUACAUGGAAAUAUGACAUUCUCAGAAGCUCUUGAAACAGGGAGGUUAAUAGAAUCAAAAUUAUCAAGUACAAUUCCUCAAAUAAUACCACUUCUACCAAGACAAUUGAUUUCGCAGCGUGAAAUCAAACUAGAAGAUGGUUGUCACUUUUUAUUUGAAGUAACAAAUAAAUAUCAUAGCAGUUCAUGUACACAAGUUUAUUAUCAAAUUGGCAUGGAAUCAAUAGAAUCAAAUAUGUUACUAGAACUUUUAGCACAGAUUUUAUCAGAACCUUGUUUUACUACAUUAAGAACUAAAGAACAAUUAGGAUAUAUAGUAUUUAGCGGUGUUCGAAAAACAAAUGGUACACAAGGUUUAAGAAUUAUAGUUCAAAGUGACAAACAUCCUAAAUAUGUUGAACAGAGAAUUAAUAUAUUUUUGAGCUCUAUGUUGCAAUAUAUAUCUUCUAUCACCGAAGAAGAAUUUAAUGCCCAUAAAGAAGCAUUGGCUAUACGACGCCUUGAAAAACCUAAAAAAAUGACUACUUUAUCUACUGUCUUCUGGAAUGAGAUUGCAACGCAACAGUACAACUUCGAUCGAGCCAAUAUUGAAGUUGCAUAUUUGAGAACUUUAAUAAAAGAACAAAUACUAAAGUUUUAUAAAGAUAUGCUUCAAAAUGAUAUUCAACACAAAUUAUCAGUGCAUGUACUUUCUACAAUAAAAGAUUCGAAAUCAGAAAAUGAAAAUGCCAUAGAACCUAACGAAAAUAUUCAGUUAGACGAGACAAAUACAAUUGAAUAUAAAAAGAUAGACGAUGUUCUGUCAUUUAAAAUUAGUCAGUGUUUGUAUCCAUUACUAAAACCAUUCAGUGAUAUACCAAGAAAGGGAGUCCAUUCAUCAAAAUUAUGA